Prunus armeniaca (apricot) is the source of this 1236-nucleotide messenger RNA. The record is from the annotation of a GenBank genome assembly. Lineage: Eukaryota; Viridiplantae; Streptophyta; Magnoliopsida; Rosales; Rosaceae.
AUGCAAAUGUCAUUGCCUUGCGUAAAACAACCCGAUGUCAUCACCUGCGAAGAAAUUGUAAAAGCUGCGGUGGCAUGGGGAGCUGGAAAGCCUUUGGUGAUAGAGGAAGUGAAUGUGAAUCCACCACAGGCAAUGGAGAUAAGGAUCAAAGUCGUCUGUACCUCUCUCUUUCGCAGCGACAUCACUGCCUGGGAGUCUCUGGCUAUUCAUGAGAAUACUUUUUCCUUCCUACUGAGGUGUCACACUCACCAUUUUCUCCUAUUAUCUUUGCAACAUUCAAUGAUUAUAGUUAACAACAAUUUAAUAUGGUACUCCCCGGUGAUUACCUUCAUCCACACUGGUGAAGAGCCAAGCAUUGUUCUAGCACCAAAACUUAUUUCCUUAGGUUUGAAGAUUGUCGAGAGUGUUGGGCAGGGAAUUACUGAGUUUACUGAAGGGGACCAUGUGCUAACAGUCUUCAUUGGAGUGUGCGGGAAAUGCAGGCAAUGCACAUCAGGUAAAAGCAACAUAUGUGUAGUACUGGGGCUGGAAAGGAGAGGUGUAAUGCACUGUGAUCAGAGGACGCGCUUCUCCAUAAAUGGGGAGCCCAUUUAUCAUUAUUGUGCAGUUUCAAGUUUCAGUGAAUAUACUGUGGUGCACUCGGGAUGUGCUGUCAAAAUCAGCUCAGUUGUGCCUCUGGAGAAAGUUAUUAAGAAUCUGACAGGUGGAGGGGCUGAUUAUUACUCAUUUGAAUGUAUAGGUGACACUGGAAUGGUAACUACUGCUUUGCAGGGAUGGGGGUUGACAGUUACACUUGGUGUGCCAAAAGUGAAGCCGGAGGUAACAGCUCAUUAUGGAAUAUUUCUUACUGGAAGAACGUUGAAGGGAUCUCUAUUUGGAGGAUGGAAACCUAAAUCUGAUCUCCCUUCAUUAGUAGAUAUGUACACAAAAAAGGAAAUCCAAGUCGAGGAGUACAUAACGCAUAACCUGCCAUUUGAAGAUGUCAACAAAGCUUUCAAUCUCAUGAGAGAAGGGAAGUGUUUGCGUUGUGUCAUCCACAUGGCAAAAAGUAAUUUCUCUUCUUCUGUCAUAUUGAAGUUGCCUUGCCUGGAUACACGUGAGAGAGAUUAUCUGUGGGCAAUCUACUGGAAGCUCAAGCCUAUCUCACAUAACCCGCCGUAUUACUUGUUUGUUACUAUGUUAAAACUAUUCUUAAAGUACUUAUGGGCAUGUACACUAGCAUUCUAUGGGAUUUGA